AGAGGCCUGUUGGUCCACGGUCGCCCAAAUCAUUUUGGCCAAUCAGAACACUGAUCUUGAAUCAGGGGAGAGGAUAGGCUAUAGUGAAGAACAUGUCUGGUGCAGCAGCGAUGUUCGUGUUCUUAUUGCCGGGGAUUCCAAUGUCCAUCGUUUGAAGUCUGCAUGUCCUCCAAAUGCAAGGAUUGACUUUCUGCCCGUAUCUGGUGCAAAGUACGUGUCUGACCGGAAGGGCUUUAGAAAGCUGCUGCAUCAAGAGCUGAUGUCAGGUUGUUACGACAUAUUGUACCUGCAUCUUGGCUCUAACGAUGUUUGCUGCAAGGAUAGCAAUUUCUACCGUUGUGUGACUGAGAUCCUUGAUGUUGUAUUCAGUUUGUGCACUGAAAUACACGUGGUGCUUUGCGUGAUUCUUCCACGUGAUUUUGAUGUGAGAAUGUUUCCCCGAUGGCCACUCUCAGGGGCACAGUUGAGGAACUACUGCCAGUGGAUAAGGAGCGCAAACAGCAUGCUGUGGGAACUGAGUCACCAUGUGCCUUCUGUGAGAUACAUGGACUAUGCAGCAACUAAACAGAAGUCCCUGUACUUGUCCCAUGAUGGACUACAUCUGAGUGCUGAAGGGGCUAGGAGGUGUUUAGCAUCCAUACAUGACGACCUGCCAAACCAGCUGUGUGUGGAGGCUGCUGUUCAAGAUCCUACAGAAUGGCCAGCUCUCUCAGCCACGGAAGUACCGGUUCAGGAGCAUGACAGCACCAUAGCACUCUUUUCGGAUAUUGUGCAGACUGGAGCUCAACCAGAGAUUCAAGACAAGGUGGAUGCAAGUGAAGUACCAGUUCCCAGGGACAUUAAGCCUCAGACACAUAAAAUAACGGUUGUCACAGCCAGAGCUAAGAGGUCUGCAACCAGAAAUGUCAAAAGAUAUGGAAAGAAGUUGGCAAAGAAAUGCCACACAAGGUCAUGCUGCAGUGGAUUUGUUUACCUUGACAUUACUGAAGAUGUGGCUGUUUUCCUGCCUGCAUACAAGUUGAAUGGCUUAUGCUUGGAAGAUGAAAUCAACGUGCCAUCCAACAUCCAUUGCCACCGAGACACUGAAGAGACGCCCCAACAAGAUGACAACGCCGCAAAUGAAGAUAAAGUCAAUGUGCCAUCCCACUUCUUUUUCCAACGAGACACUGACGAGACGCCCCAACAAGAUGUAGACACUUCACAGCUUCUUCUUAUUCUUUCAAAUGACGUUGAACUUAACCCUGGACCGAUAUUCCAGACAAUACCGGUCCCUGUGGAAGCGGUUGGCUCAAGCGAGAAGAUGACGAUAAUUACAGUGAAAAUGGACUGACCAUACACGAAAGACAAAGGACAUUAAAUAUUUACACAAAUUUUGCACCUGUAAAAUGUGACAUUCAUAUACGUGAAUGCUAUAAUUCAAUUAGUAAGCCAUGCAGAAUUCUUUGGGAUGAAGGGGACUUAGAUUGUUUACAUGUAUUAAGUAGGGAUACAGCAGCAGGAGAUGAAAUAGGGUGGGAAUUUGUAUCUAUGGUUAUGAAUUCUAGUUGCACUUUUUCCUCUUACUGCCAGUUUAAAAAUGAGAUGUAUAAAACUCGCCACAAUAAGGCUAGGUUUAUGGAUCAAACAGUUUUUUUUAGCUCAUCUAUU
Dreissena polymorpha is the source of this 1647-nucleotide messenger RNA. RefSeq lists its product as uncharacterized. Bases 260 to 1330 code for a protein of 356 amino acids. The record is from RefSeq and is a predicted model, not a curated record. The transcript is spliced from 11 exons. Lineage: Eukaryota; Metazoa; Mollusca; Bivalvia; Myida; Dreissenidae.